GUUCCGAGCCUCGAGCACCUUGACUCCCUUACUUUUCCUUCAUACCGCUCUCCUUCUCCAUGUCCCGCCCAUCCAUCAUCCUCCACGCCACCCCUCCUCUCCAUCCGCUUCCAGCCUCCGACGCCGAAUCGCUUUACUACGCGGCCCUCCUCCAGCUUGCGGCCCCCGAUGGCUGGGCUUUGACAAGAGGUGACUGGGGAGACAAUGGUGGCAAACUCCCAUUCAUAACCCAUCUCGCGCAUCCCGUUCCGCCUGCACACCUUUCUUCGUUACCGUCCUUCUCCGACCCGGAUGAAGAAUUGGAGGAUGGGGAAAAGCUAGAUGCGGCUUGCUGGAAGGCGUAUAUCGAGGGAAACGUUGUUGAUAUUGUCAACCACACAUACUAUUCCCUCCCGCCCAAUUACCCUUCCACCGUCGCCAAAUCCCAAUUCGCUGGUCUCCCGUUUCCUAUGAACCAAUAUAUCCCCCAGAGGAUCAGGAGCAUCGUCAAGAGUCGUUUAGAGUUUGUUGGCCUUUGGGGUUUGGGUGGAUUAAACGUCGGCGAUGCGGAAGAUGAAGAUAGGAAGAGACAGGAAGAGCAAUUCAUCAUCGGUCCGGGAGGCACCACUGCCCCUCGCGCAUGGACUGGGUGGAGGUCAGGUCAGGAGACGGACAAACGAAGGCGCAAAUGGGGUGAACAGCAGCUGGAACAGAAGAUCAAAGCCAUCUUUGAUCCGCUUGCGAGGAGGCUGGGCAAAAAGGCAUACUUUUUCGGCGAACGACCAACAACUGUUGAUCUUGCGCUUUUCGCUCAACUCGCAUUUGUUCUCACCCCUACUCUUCCCAAUCCCCUUCUUCCCAACAUCUUACGCUCAUCAUACCCUUCCCUCGUUGGGCAUCACGAUCGAUUACUCGAGCGACUCUUUUCAUCAUGGUCUACCGUCCCUAUGGCGGUGAGUCAGACCCCUGCGCGAACGACGUGGGGUGAGACGUUUGCCAGUUGGUUACCCGGUCCUUCAAGAUCUCGAACUCAACCCUCAUCUUCAUCCUCAACAGAUUCCAAGGAGAAUAGCAAAGGUGGUUCCCCAUCCAAACCGAAGACAGACAAGCAAAAAGCAUUUGAAAGAGGACGCUGGCUCUGGUUCGCAGGUGCGGCGGUGUCGAUGGUGACGUACUUGUUCGUCAGUGGGGUGAUUGCUUUUGAGUUUGGGGAUGAAGAAGAGGACGAGGAUUGGGUUGCUUAUGAGGAGGACGGGGAAGGAGAAGUGGGUGAAACGACCGUUUUGGAUUACGAGGAGGAAGAGUAGAGGUAGUAUCUGUAUUGUUACGGUACUAAUUUGUUGGAGGACCGAAUGUCUUCGGUAAUAAAAGACCUUUCCCUGGGACGCAAGGCGGUAAAACGAGGGAUCUCAAUGCAUUUACAUCGCAACCGU
Cryptococcus deneoformans JEC21 is the source of this 1412-nucleotide messenger RNA. Its product is annotated as expressed protein. Gene Ontology annotation, biological process: mitochondrion organization. The record is from RefSeq and is a predicted model, not a curated record. Lineage: Eukaryota; Fungi; Basidiomycota; Tremellomycetes; Tremellales; Cryptococcaceae. The transcript is spliced from 6 exons. Bases 60 to 1286 code for a protein of 408 amino acids. Gene Ontology annotation, cellular component: SAM complex.